Messenger RNA from Diachasmimorpha longicaudata, 2544 nucleotides. RefSeq names its product sphingomyelin phosphodiesterase-like. Gene Ontology annotation, molecular function: acid sphingomyelin phosphodiesterase activity. NCBI's taxonomy places the organism in Eukaryota, Metazoa, Arthropoda, Insecta, Hymenoptera, Braconidae. Gene Ontology annotation, cellular component: lysosome. Gene Ontology annotation, biological process: ceramide biosynthetic process; sphingomyelin catabolic process. The transcript is spliced from 8 exons. Bases 1 to 2121 code for a protein of 706 amino acids. The record is from RefSeq and is a predicted model, not a curated record.
AUGGUGAGUCAUCUCCUGCGAGGGGUUGGCCUUCUUUUCUGCAAUCGUAUCAUAAAGAUAAUUGAUGCCUUGGAGUGGGAGACCUUUGAAUUCUUCGGGAAGCCACGGACGUUCGUUGACGUUGAACAUAUGAUCUUACGAAUGGAAUACAUCAACAACAAGAUGAUGAACAAACGAGGGAAUUUUUUGAAGUGUCUUCUAUUCCUCUGUCUAGCUCUGACCUCCAGGACUUCCGGAGUUGUCAUAAGAUCCCCGAAUGUCACCUCACAAGUCACCAUCAAAGAGAACAAAAGCGCUACCUUGCAAACCAUUUCCGCAACGUCCAAUGAUGGACAGCCCAAGGUGGCGUAUUCGAAAUUAGUGUGGACCACGGAAGAUGAAAAGUGGUUGAAGCAGUUCCAACGACCAUCGACAACGGGUAUCUUCGGAUCAAUAUUUAAUGAUAAAAAUUGUGCCGCCUGCAAUUUUGCUGUAUAUUUUGUACAUGAGAUAACCGGCACGGUCGGUUCCUUGAGCGAGAACGUAGCCAGAACUCUUGUCAGAGAAUCAGUUUAUGAAGGAUGCAAGUCACAACUCCCCGCAGAGGUUUGUCGAGGAAUCGUCGAGGAAUUCCUAGAUCAGGUCUACUACAUCAUGAAGAACACGGACAUGGGAGCGGAGACAAUUUGCAGUUUUGUGAUGAGUGGAGCAUGCGAAUAUGUUUCCAAGCCUUCUCUGGAGUGGCAGGUGACUUUCCCACUUAUUCCAAAGCCCCCGGUUGCUGUUACAAUUCCACCGAGGAUGGGAGCAAAGAGACUAAAAGUCCUGCAGCUCUCGGACAUUCAUUACGAUCCAUAUUAUGAGGAGGGAUCCAAUGCCGAAUGCGGCAAUCCACUCUGCUGUCGAUCAAUCAACGGAAAACCAACGAAUCCCAAAGAUGCUGCAGGAAAAUGGGGUGAUUACCGGGGAUGUGACACCCCCAAGCGAACAAUUGAUAAUAUGUUUAAACACAUACAGACUAUUCACACUGACAUUGAUUACAUUCUCUGGACGGGCGAUCUACCCCCUCACGAUGUUUGGAAUCAGACCCGCGAAGGAAACUUGCAAAUUCUUCGAAAUAUAAUGGAAGACAUGAAAAAUUCAUUUCCAAAUGUGAAGAUUUUCCCAGCCCUGGGUAAUCAUGAGAGCGCUCCAGUGAACAGUUUUCCGACGCAAUCAGCUCCAUCGCAGUUCCGGAUCUCCUGGCUGUACGAUGAACUGGAUAAGCAAUGGCAACAAUGGCUACCAACAACUACCUCCAGUACUGUUAAACGUGGUGCUUUCUACUCGGUUCUCGUCGAACCUGGUUUUCGAAUAAUUUCUGUCAACACGAAUUACUGCAAUGAUAAGAAUUUUUGGCUUUUGAUGAACAGUACUGAUCCCGUUAGUGAACUCCAGUGGCUGAUUGAUGAGCUGCAGGGAGCGGAAAACAGAAGCGAGAAGGUGCACAUUAUUGGUCACAUACCUCCAGGGAGUGCUGAAUGCCUGAAGGUCUGGUCUGCUAAUUAUUACAGGAUCAUUAAUAGAUAUGAAUCAACAAUAACUGCACAAUUCUUCGGUCACACCCACUUCGAUGAAUUUGAAUUGUUCUACGAUACUGAGAAUCUUACUCGUCCACUGAGUGUAGCAUAUGUCGCUCCAUCUGUAACGCCAUAUGAUCAUCUGAAUCCUGGAUACAGGAUAUAUUACAUCGAUGGUGAGGGAUCGUCGACGAGGCAUGUCAUUGAUCAUGAGACCUGGGUGAUGAAUCUCCAGGAGGCCAAUGUGAGGGGAUUCCCCACAUGGAGAAAAUUGUACAGCGCCCAGAGGGCUUAUGGAAUGCAGUCACUUCUGCCUAGAGAUUGGGAUGCGUUGUUUCAUGAGAUGAUAAAUGAUACGACAAUUUUCAAUCGUUACUACAAAUUUUAUCACAAGAAUUCAGCCAGUCGUCCACCGUGCGACGAAUCCUGUCGAAAGCAGCUCCUGUGUGAUAUACGAAGUGGCCGCAGUCGUGACAGAGAAUUCCUCUGCCAGAAGAUAGAUAACAAUUUGUUUGAUACGAAGUCCUAUGCAAAGUUCGACGUAGAUGUGAUAGACUCGAAUGACAUUCCCUAUUACAAGUAGUUAUUGAAAAUUAUUUAGUUUAUUAGUAGAAUUUUUUCAUCCGGAUUGAAUAGAUCUGGAACAAGUACGAAGACCAUGACAUCGAUCGAUGAAGACUAUGCCUUUAAUCGAUUUUCUGAUAGAUGAGGACGACUGAAGACUCCUCGUUGUCUGUCGAAUUGUUGAUGAAGAACGACAGUUGUGAAUAUAAGAUUUUACUGGCGAAACGGUCAAACAAUUCACUUGAAAUAUGUCAAGGCUUGACAAAUCAUGACAAAAUAUUCAUUAAAAGCCGGCCAAUCCUAGAAAUCCAUUUGAACAGUUUUACCGAUUCGCCAUUGAUUUUAUAUUUAAGAUCUUCAUGAUAAUUUUUUUAUUUUUGCAUGUGUUUUGGAAAUGAUCUCCCAAUAAUGCCAAUUUAAAUAAACAAUAGAAUACAAGGUA